AUGUCUACAGUAAGUGAAGAUGAAACGAGAAAGGUCAAUGAGAAUCAAAAAACAUUACUUGAAUAUUCAGAUGAGUUAGAAAAACAGUUAAAAGUGCUGUCCAUAAAGCCGUUUAAGUUUUCGCAAUUCACCAAUAUCCAAACUAUUGGACAUGGAGGAUCCACGAUUGUAUACUCGGCUAUUUUUGAAGACCAAAAAUAUGCAUUAAAAAGUAUAAAAAACAGUCUGCAUUUAGAUAACAAGUCAUUUAAAAAUUUCAUCCAAGAUAUUGAACAUCUCAGAAACAUUAAUCAUCCUAAUAUCAUCAAGUUAUUUGGUACUUCGAGAGAUCCACAAACGGGUAAUUUCAUGAUUGUAUUACAAUUUGCUAAGGAUACAGAUUUGAGGAACUAUUUGGGAAAAAAGCAAAAAAAAGGACUUUAUGAAAUUUCUUGGACUGAACUUAUUAAAUUAGCGAACGGAAUCACUCAUGGAUUGAAAUAUUUACAUGAUAAGAAGAUAAUUCAUCGAGAUUUAGGUAAAAGAGAAAAAAUUAUCGAAAAUACACCCGAAGAAUAUGCCAGUCUCUACAGUAAAUGCUGGUCUUCUAAUUUAACUGACCGGCCGACUCCAGAUGAAAUAUUAAAUGAGCUUGAGAAACUACUUACAGGCGUAUCUGUCGAAUCCAUUACAAAUAACCUUGUUACGCAUAAUUAUUUAUAUGAAGAAACAGAAAAUUAUAAAGUUAAUAACAAAUUCAAAGAGUAUUAUUUACUGAUCGAGAAAAUCAUAAAUGAUUCUAUGAUUAAUUUUUUUGAUUACGAUGAAUUCAUCAAUUUUGAGAAAAUUUGUGAGAAUGGACAUGAGAAAAUUCAAAAGGCAUACUGGAAAAGUCGCGAGUUAACAGUUACUCUACAUAAUAUAAAAAUUGGCCUUAAUAUAAACAAAGAGAUCAUACAAGAAUAUAUUAAGAAAGUAUGA
Molecule: messenger RNA, 960 nt
Organism: Dentiscutata erythropus
Lineage: Eukaryota; Fungi; Glomeromycota; Glomeromycetes; Diversisporales; Gigasporaceae
Source: the annotation of a GenBank genome assembly